Molecule: messenger RNA, 870 nt
Organism: Exserohilum turcica Et28A
Lineage: Eukaryota; Fungi; Ascomycota; Dothideomycetes; Pleosporales; Pleosporaceae
Exons: 1
Coding region: 19-843 (274 amino acids)
Biological process (GO): heme biosynthetic process
Cellular component (GO): membrane; mitochondrion
Molecular function (GO): protoheme IX farnesyltransferase activity
Source: RefSeq, a predicted model, not a curated record
CCCGCGCAUGACGCCAAGAUGAGUCGUACGCGCAACCGUCCGCUUGUCCGAAAGCUCAUCAGCCCGCGCGGAGCCAUCGCCUUUGCCAUUGCAUGCGGUGUCGUUGGCACCGGGGCUCUCUAUUACGGUGUCAAUCCCACGACUGCUUUUCUCGGCGCGGCAAACAUUGUCCUCUACGCGGGCGUGUACACGCCCAUGAAGCGCAUGCACGUGCUCAACACCUGGGUCGGCGCAGUGGUUGGAGGAAUCCCUCCGCUCAUGGGCUGGACAGCGGCGGCGAGUCAGUAUGCGCACGACGGCACAUGGCAAGAACUCUUAUUCGGGGAGGGCUCCGCUGGGGGGUGGCUAUGCGCCGCCCUUUUGUAUGCCUGGCAGUUUCCCCACUUCAAUGCGCUAAGCUGGUCUAUCCGUGAGGAGUACAAGAACGCCGGGUACCGCAUGUUGGCCUGGGUCAACCCCGCGAUGAACGGACGCGUUGCAUUGCGGUACGCCGUUCUCAUGUUUCCAAUAUGCAUUGGCUUGUCCUACUCAGGCGUUACCGACUGGAGCUAUGUUGUGACGAGCAGCGCCGUCAACGGCUGGAUGGCACUCAAGGCUUGGCAGUUCUGGAAGGCCGAGGGCCACAAAGGAACAGCAAGGGGUCUGUUCUGGGCUAGCAUCUGGCACCUGCCGAUAGUAAUGGUGCUGGCCAUGGCUCAAAAGAAGGGGCUAGGCGAGCGCAUCUACCGAAGUCUGUUUGGGUACCCGGAUAUUGACGAAGAAGAUCUCUAUUACGAUGCUGGCGAGCUUGAAGACGAGGAGCAAAGGCAGUUGGCCAUUGUCGAGGGCAGAAGCAAGGCCUGAAAAUUACUCGACCGAUCCCCGACAUGA